AUGGGCGUGCCGAAGGAAUUCGACGAUAGACAAACAUCACUUGAAUCUGAGGCCGAAACAUACCACCCGUAUGAAUACCAGACAGAGAACAAUGGCUCUUGGGCUGGUGCCCUGCCGGUGAAGCAGGGUCUCUAUGAUCCUUCGCUAGAGAAGGAUGCUUGUGGUGUCGGUUUCGCCUGUCACAUCAAGGGUGUUCCCAGCCACAAGAUUGUUAGCGAUGCACGAAACCUGCUCUGCAACAUGACCCACCGUGGUGCGGUGGGUUCUGACGCUCGCGAUGGUGACGGUGCAGGUGUGAUGACUUCGAUUCCUCACAAGUUCUUCAUCAAGAACUUUGAGCGUGAGGUUGGCAUUAAGCUGCCCCCUCUUGGCCAGUACGCUGUCGGAAACUUGUUCUUCAAGCCCGACGAGGAGACCCUUCAGGAAUCGAAGAGGCAAUUGGAAGAUAUUGCCGAGUCGCUGGGCCUUAGAGUCCUGGGAUGGCGAGAGCCCCCCGUUGACUCUACUCUUCUUGGCCCAGCCGCAAAGUCGCGCGAGCCCAUCAUUUUGCAGCCCUUUGUGGUGCUUACCUCCGCAUACGGCUCUGGAGAUGCUCCUGAAAUCACGGACCCAGAGAAGUUUGAUGAUAAACUCUUCGAGAGGCAGCUGUACGUGCUGCGCAAGCGUGCCACCAACACCAUUGGUCUUCACAACUGGUUCUACCUCUGCUCCCUGUCCAACAGAAACAUUGUAUACAAGGGACAGCUGGCACCAGUCCAGGUCUACCAAUACUAUCACGACUUGGUGAACGCCGACUACCAGGCUCACUUUGCCUUGGUGCACUCUCGUUUCUCUACCAACACCUUUCCCUCAUGGGAUCGUGCGCAGCCGCUUCGAUGGGCUGCCCACAACGGUGAGAUCAACACCCUGCGUGGUAACAAGAACUGGAUGCGUGCCCGCGAGGGUCUCAUGCAGUCCGAUAUCUUUGGCGAUGAGCUUGAGCACCUCUACCCCAUUGUCGAGGACGGUGGUUCCGAUUCUGCAGCUUUCGACAACGUCCUGGAGCUGCUUACCAUCAACGGCGUCCUUUCUCUGCCCGAGGCUGUGAUGCUGAUGGUUCCAGAGGCAUGGCAGGGCAACACUGCCAUGGAUCCCAAGAAGGCUGCAUUCUACGAGUGGGCUGCUUGCCAGAUGGAGCCCUGGGAUGGUCCCGCCCUGUUCACCUUCGCUGAUGGUCGCUUCUGCGGUGCCAACCUCGAUCGUAACGGUCUGCGCCCUUGCCGAUACUACAUCAUGGACGAUGACCGCAUCAUCUGUGCAUCAGAGGUCGGUACCAUCCCUGUCGAGCCUGAGAGGGUCAUCCAGAAGGGACGUCUCCAGCCAGGAAAGAUGCUGCUGGUCGACACCCAGGCCGGACGCUUGAUCGACGACGCUGAGCUCAAGGCUGCUGUUUCCAACCGCAAUGAUUUCCAAUCUUGGAUCGACAAUGAGCUCAUUACCCUUCCCAAGGUCUUGAGCCAGGCCACCGAGAGUGGAUUGGACAUUGCCCCCAAGCCUGAUGCCAGCAAGCUCCAGGAGGACCCCUUGCUGCUUGCAUUUGGUUACACUCACGAACAGGUCAGUUUGCUCUUGGCUCCCAUGGCUUCCGAUGAAAAGGAGGCUCUGGGAUCCAUGGGUAACGAUGCUCCCUUGGCCUGUUUGUCGCAGGCGCCUCGUCUGCUCUAUGAGUACUUCCGCCAGCUGUUCGCCCAGGUUACCAACCCUCCGAUCGACCCGAUUAGAGAGUCUAUCGUCAUGUCGCUCGACUGCUACGUCGGUCCUCAGGGCAACCUGCUUGAGAUGGACGCAUCCCAGUGUGGACGUCUGCUGCUUCCCAGCCCUAUCCUCUCAAUUCCCGAGUUCAACUCUUUGAUGAACAUGUCCAAGGCCCACCCCGGAUGGACCGUCAAGACUAUUGACCUGACCUUCCCCAAGAGCGAGGGAGUUGCCGGCUACCUCAAGCACCUCGACUACAUUUGCAACGAGACCACUGCAGCCAUCGAGGCCCGUGACCGUAUCAUUGUGCUGUCUGACCGCAAGACCUCGGCCGACCGCGUGGCCGUCUCUACGCUUUUGGCCUCGGGUAUGGUUCACCACCACUUGGUUAACAACAAGUGGCGAUCAUUGGCUGCAAUUGUCCUCGAGACUGCCGAAGCUCGUGAAGUUCACCACAUGUGCGUGCUUCUUGGCUACGGUGCUGAUGCCAUCAACCCUUACCUCGCCAUGGAGUGUAUCAUCAAGCUGAACCGUGAGGGCCUUAUCCGCAAGAAGCUCUCUGAUGAUUCUCUCAUUGCCAACUACAAGCACUCUUGCGAUGGUGGUAUCCUCAAGGUCAUGUCCAAGAUGGGUAUCUCCACUCUCGCCAGUUACAAGGGUGCUCAGAUCUUUGAGGCUCUGGGUCUUGAUGACGAUGUUGUCGAGAAAUCUUUCCGUGGCACCGCCUCUCGUAUCAAGGGUGCCACCUUUGAGAUCAUCGCCGAAGACGCUUUCCGUUUCCACGAGCGUGGUUUCCCUUCGCGUUACACUGUUGGCGUCACCGGACUUCCCGAGUCUGGCGAGUACCACUGGAGAGAUGGUGGCGAGGCUCACAUCAACGACCCCACAUCCAUUGCCAACAUCCAGGACGCCGUCCGCAGCAAGAACGACAAGUCGUACGAGGCAUACUCGCGCUCAGAGUAUGAGCAAAUCAAGGCUUGUACGCUCCGUGGAAUGCUCGACUUCAAGUUUGACGAGUACACCCCCAUUCCCAUCGAUCAGGUUGAACCCUGGACCGAGAUUGUCCGCCGUUUCUGUACUGGUGCCAUGUCCUACGGUUCCAUCUCCAUGGAGUCUCACUCUACCCUCGCUGUAGCCAUGAACAGACUCGGAGGAAAGUCCAACACCGGUGAAGGUGGUGAAGACCCUGAGCGAUCUCAAGUCAUGGCCAACGGUGACACCAUGCGAUCUGCCAUCAAGCAGAUUGCUUCUGGACGUUUCGGUGUCACCUCUGCCUACUUGGCCGAUUCUGAUGAGCUCCAGAUCAAGAUGGCUCAGGGUGCCAAGCCUGGUGAGGGUGGUGAGCUGCCCGGCCACAAGGUUUCCAAGUCCAUUGCCCGGACUCGUCACUCGACCCCUGGUGUCGGUCUCAUUUCGCCGCCACCUCACCACGAUAUCUACUCUAUUGAGGAUUUGAAGCAGCUGAUCUACGAUCUGAAGUGCUCCAACCCCAGAUCUCGUGUCUCUGUCAAGCUCGUCUCCGAGACCGGUGUUGGUAUUGUCGCCUCCGGUGUCGCCAAGGCGAAGGCUGACCACAUUCUGAUUUCUGGUCACGAUGGUGGUACUGGUGCCUCGCGAUGGACUGGUAUCAAGUAUGCCGGUCUUCCUUGGGAACUUGGUCUGGCAGAGACCCACCAGACUCUUGUCCUCAACGAUCUCCGUGGCCGUGUGGUUGUGCAGACUGACGGUCAGCUCCGCACUGGUCGUGAUGUCGCCAUUGCUUGUCUGCUCGGUGCCGAGGAGUGGGGUUUCGCUACCACUCCCCUGAUCGCCAUGGGUUGUAUCAUGAUGCGCAAGUGUCACUUGAAUACAUGCCCCGUCGGCAUAGCGACACAGGACCCUGAACUUCGCAAGAAGUUCACCGGAACACCUGAGCACGUCAUCAACUUCUUCUACUACGUGGCCAACGAGCUGAGAGCCAUCAUGGCGCAGCUCGGUUUCCGCACCAUCAACGAGAUGGUAGGCCAUGUCGAGGCGCUCAAGGUCCGGGACGACCUCCGCACCAACAAGACUGCGAACAUUGAUCUUUCGCUCAUCUUGACUCCUGCUCACAAGCUCCGACCUGGUGUCGCCACUUUCAAUGUCCGCAAGCAGGACCACCGUCUCUACGUCCGAUUGGACAACAAGCUUAUCUCGGAGGCUGAGCUGACGCUUGAUAAGGGCUUGCCCAGCAGAAUCGAGUGUGACGUUGUUAACACUGACCGUGCCAUGGGUACAUCCCUGUCUUACCACAUCUCCAAGAGGUAUGGUGAGGCCGGUCUGCCCCUGGACACUGUUCACGUCAACAUCAAGGGAUCCGCCGGUCAGUCCUUCGGUGCAUUCCUAGCACCUGGUGUAACUCUCGAGCUGGAGGGUGAUGCCAACGACUACGUCGGCAAGGGUCUGUCUGGUGGUCGACUGAUCGUGUACCCACCUCGAAACGCCGUUUUCAAGGCCGAGGAGAACAUUCUGAUCGGAAACGUCUGUUUGUACGGUGCUACCACUGGUACUUGCUUCUUCCGCGGUGUUGCUGCCGAGCGUUUCGCUGUCCGUAACUCCGGCGCCACUGCCGUUGUUGAAGGUGUUGGUGACCACGGUUGUGAGUACAUGACUGGUGGUCGUGUGGUCAUUCUCGGAAGCACCGGUCGCAACUUUGCUGCCGGUAUGUCCGGAGGUAUCGCAUACGUUCUCGAUAUCAACGGCGAUUUCGAAUCCAAGCUCAACAUGGAGAUGGUUGAGGCAUCUGGCAUUGAUGACCCUACCGAAAUCGCAUUCCUGCGUGGCUUGAUCGAGGACCACCACCACUACACUGGAUCCGAGCUGGCUGCUCGCAUCCUGGUCGACUUUAACCGGGCUCUGCCUCGCUUCGUCAAGGUCCUACCCGUCGACUACAAGCGCAUCCUCGAGGAGGAGGCUGCCAAGGCUGCCGAGGCCAAGCGUGCCGAGUUCAACCUUCCUGUCCUGCCUGGCGUCAAGCCCAAGAAGGAAGAGAAGGGAGCCAAGCUCCAGGACAUGGAGGAGGCUGUUGGUGACAACGCAGCUGAGAAGAAGCGCGCCCUCGUCCUAGACAAGACCAAGGGUUUCAUGAAGUACCAGCGACGAUCCGAGAAGUACCGAAGCGCCAAGACACGUACCAAGGAUUGGCAGGAGUUGUCUACUCGUCUUGAUGAGGACGAGCUCAAGUACCAGUCGGCCCGUUGCAUGGACUGUGGUGUUCCCUUCUGUCAGUCCGAGACUGGAUGCCCCAUCUCCAACAUUAUUCCCAAGUGGAACGAGCUAGUGUUCCAAAACCAGUGGCAGGAUGCUCUCAACCGCCUGCUGAUGACCAACAACUUCCCCGAGUUCACCGGUCGUGUUUGCCCUGCUCCUUGCGAGGGUGCCUGUGUUCUGGGCAUCAACGAGGACCCCGUGGGUAUCAAGUCCAUUGAGUGUGCCAUCAUCGACCGCGGUUUCGAAAUGGGUUGGAUGGUCCCUCGCCCGCCCAAGGUACGCACUGGCAAGACUGUCGCCGUUAUUGGUUCCGGUCCCGCUGGUCUGGCUGCCGCCGACCAGCUCAACCGAGCUGGUCACCUGGUCACCGUCUACGAGCGUGCUGACAGACCCGGUGGUCUCCUCAUGUACGGUAUUCCCAACAUGAAACUUGACAAGCGUAUUGUCAAGCGUCGUACCGACUUCAUGGCUGCCGAGGGCGUCGUUUUCAAGACCGGUGUGUCCGUUGGUGAGGAUGUCUCGCUGCUGGACCUGAAGGCUCAGAACGACGUUGUCAUCAUUGCCACCGGUGCCACUGUUGCUCGUGACCUGCCCAUCAAGGGACGUAAUCUCGAGGGUAUCCACUAUGCCAUGGAGUUCUUGCACAAGAACACCAAGUCCCUGCUCGACUCUGAGCUCCAGGACGGUGCCUACCUCUCCGCCAAGGACAAGCACGUUGUUGUCAUUGGUGGUGGUGAUACUGGAAACGAUUGUAUUGGUACUUCAGUCCGUCACGGUGCCAAGUCGGUCAUCAACUUUGAGCUUCUGCCUCAGCCUCCGCCACAGCGUGGUCGUGACAACCCUUGGCCUCAGUGGCCCCGUAUCUACCGUGUGGACUACGGUCACUCCGAGGUCAAGCAGCACAUGGGCAAGGACCCUCGUGAAUACUGCAUCAUGUCUGAGGAGUUUGUUGAUGACGGUAGCGGCCGCGUCAAGGGUAUCAACACAGUUCGCGUUGAGUGGACCAAGUCUGCCAGCGGCGGUUGGGACAUGAAGAAGCUCGAGGACACCAAGCAGUUCUUCCCUGCCGACCUUGUCCUCCUCUCCAUGGGUUUCCUUGGCCCCGAGGCUCGCGUUCUCGGCGAUGACAUUGAGAAGGACGCCCGCAAGAAUGUCAAGACCCCUGCUGGUUCCUACGCCACCAACAUUCCUGGUAUCUUUGCCGCUGGUGACUGCCGUCGUGGACAGUCGCUCAUCGUCUGGGGCAUCAACGAGGGACGUCAGGCCGCCCGCGAGGUUGAUCUCUACCUUGAGAAGGUCACCAACUUGCCCGUCACUGGUGGUAUCGUCAAGCGCACCGCCCAGGAGAUCUUCAGUGUCAACGCCUCGUAG
Pestalotiopsis fici W106-1 is the source of this 6333-nucleotide messenger RNA. Its product is annotated as glutamate synthase. The transcript is spliced from 6 exons. The record is from RefSeq and is a predicted model, not a curated record. Bases 1 to 6333 code for a protein of 2110 amino acids. NCBI's taxonomy places the organism in Eukaryota, Fungi, Ascomycota, Sordariomycetes, Amphisphaeriales, Sporocadaceae. Gene Ontology annotation, molecular function: flavin adenine dinucleotide binding; iron ion binding; iron-sulfur cluster binding.